This is a messenger RNA of Symbiodinium necroappetens, 961 nucleotides long. The record is from the annotation of a GenBank genome assembly. Lineage: Eukaryota; Dinophyceae; Suessiales; Symbiodiniaceae.
AUGUUUCGAUUCGAUCUACACGCAACUUUCCACGAAGGGACACUCAGCAUCGGACAUGUUUCGCAGGCGAACAUCUGGGCGGAGCUGAGCCCGAGCGGCACGGCGCCAUCUGCACGGUUUGGCCACACCGCGGUGUGGAGCCCCGCUGCGAAUGGCUUCUACGUGUUCGGUGGGCAGGGUGGCCCGGGCCCUGAGAGCACGUCAAGGGCAGCACGACAGCAAGCGGCGAUGCUGCAUUGCGGUGUGCGAAGGGAGACCACUGAGGCAAACAGCUGGGAACAGCUCAGCCCGAGCGGCACGGCGCCAGACGCGCGGCGUGUCCACACCGCGGUGUGGAGCCCGGCUGCGGACGGCUUCUACGUGUUCGGUGGGUAUCAUGGCUGCCUUUGCGGCAAUGUCAACGACUUGUGGUACUACGGGCGUGAGGCGAACAUCUGGGCGGAGCUGAGCCCGAGCGGCACGGCGCCAUCUGCACGGUUUGGCCACACCGCGGUGUGGAGCCCCGCUGCGAACGGCUUCUACGUGUUCGGUGGGCAGGAUGGCCCGGGCCCUGAGAGCACGUCACGGGCAGCACGACAGCAGGCUGCGAUGCUGCAUUGCGGUGUGCGAAGGGAGAUCACUGAGGCAGCACUCUCAACGACUUGUGGUUCUACGGGCGUGAGGAUGCGCUUUUUCGUGAAGCACUGGCAAAUCCCAGCACUGCAGGGCGUUCUCCUUGGGCCACCUUCCAUGUUUCGAUUCGACCUACACGCAACUUUCCACGAAGACAUGCUCAGCAUCGGACAUGUCUCGCAGGCAAACAGCUGGGAACAGCUCAGCCCGAGCGGCACGGCGCCAGACGCGCGGUAUUACCACACCGCGGUGUGGAGUCCGGAGGCGGACGGAUUCUACGUGUUCGGUGGGUCUGAUGACGGUGAAGAGCGCUGCUACCGACCGAGCAACUGGGACGAAGAGGAUGUCA